GUUGGUUUCUACUAUAUUUGUACUGGCUCUGCCCCACGUGUGGCUACGUGGGUGGCUCGUUGUCUAUCCUGUGUUCUGGAUGGAUCUAACAUGGUGCCGUAACCCCGUUGAGCGCUUCGGGGCUUCUUCUCUCCCUACGCUAUUCCAGACGACGCGACGCAGCUGGGCUUCGUCGCGGCGGCUUCUCCAUUGGGAG
Messenger RNA from Amoebophrya sp. A120, 196 nucleotides. The record is from the annotation of a GenBank genome assembly. Lineage: Eukaryota; Dinophyceae; Syndiniales; Amoebophryaceae.